AUGUGGUCUCUCGUCUCGAUCGCCCCCUAUGCCACCGUCUUGGGGCUGGUGGGCUUCAUGUACUUCGCGGUCGGUCCGUUUGUCGGAUAUAUUCGAGAUCCCAAGGGCCUCCGCCGAUAUCCUAACAUGAACUUCUUCUCGGGCAUGUCUGCUAUCCCCUUCAUGAUCCUCGCUUCGCGCGGAUUCCGAUCCAAAGAACUGCACGAGAUGCACCGGAAAAAGCCCGUCAUUCGCACGGGGCCCAACAUGCUAUCCUACGGCGAUGUACGUGCCAUCAAGGACAUCUAUGGUCACAAUACGCGCUGCAUCAAAGACCCCUCGUAUGUAAUAACGGCCGGCUCGCACUACCAUCUCGCCGACGUGGUCGAUCGCCCCGACCACUCGCGCAAGCGCAAGGUGCUCUCGUCGGCCUACGCGCUCAAGAACCUGGAGACGUGGGAGUACAAGGUCAGCGACAAGAUUGAGAAGGUGGUGGCCCACUUCGACAAAGUCUGCACGGCGCCGCCAAAGUCGGCCGCGGUGGCGGCCGGCACGCAGGCUCUGGAUGCCUGCGAUCUCACGGUGGACUUUCGCGCCUGGACGAACUUCUUCUCCCUCGACGCCAUCGCCGACAUCGGGCUGUCCGAGAAGCUGGGAUUCUUGGACUCGGGGACCGACGUCUGCAUCGCCGAGCGCAAGGACGGGUCGACGUACGAGGUCAAUCUCCGCAAGGCGCUGUACCCCACGGCGCGCAAGCAAUCGCUCAUCCUCUGGAACUACGAGUGGUACCCGGUGCUGAACAAGCUGGUCAACGUGAUCCCGUACUUCAACCGCAUGCAGAAGUCGUCCGAGGACUGGGAGAACAUCGUGUGGCGGCGAUCGAUGGAGCGGCUGCGGCGGUACGAGGCGGGCGAGAAGCUGGAGGACUUCUUCCAAGCCCUCAUGGAGGACAAGAACGGGCGCGCCAACAAUCUCGAAUGGGGCGAGGUCGUCGCCGAGAUGAACAUCAUGAUGAACGCCGGCAGCGUCACCACCGCCAUCGCCAUCGCCAACGUCAUGUACCAGCUGCUGCGCAACCCGGCCUGUCUGCGCACGCUGCGCGAGGAGCUCGACGCCGUGCUGGACCCCGACGAGAUCGUCGCCCCCUACGAUAAGAUCAAGCAUCUGCCGUACCUGCGCGCCUGCCUGGACGAAUCCCUGCGCAUCUUCCCGCCCACCUCGCACGGUCUCCCGCGCGAGACGCCCCCGGAGGGCAUGGAGAUCCUGGGCCAGUGGGUGCCCGGCAACACGUCGGUCAGCAUGUCGGCGUACGUGGCGCACCACGACGAGCGCGCGUUCCCCAAGUCCGACCAGUACAUCCCCGAGCGAUGGCUCGGCGAGGAAGGCAAGGCGCUGCAGCCGUACUUCGUGGCGUUCUCGGCCGGGGCGCGGUCCUGCAUCGGGCGGAAUAUCUCGUAUCUAGAGCAGACGAAGAUCCUGGCGACGGUGGUGCAUCGGUAUGAGUUUGCGCUGCCGCAUCCCGGAUGGGAGCUGAAGCGGCUGGAGACGAUGAAUCUGAUUCUGGGAGAUAUGCCGGUGAAGGUGUGGCGAAGGACCGAUCUAUGA
This is a messenger RNA of Aspergillus steynii IBT 23096, 1584 nucleotides long. Its product is annotated as cytochrome P450. The record is from RefSeq and is a predicted model, not a curated record. Gene Ontology annotation, molecular function: iron ion binding; monooxygenase activity; oxidoreductase activity, acting on paired donors, with incorporation or reduction of molecular oxygen. NCBI's taxonomy places the organism in Eukaryota, Fungi, Ascomycota, Eurotiomycetes, Eurotiales, Aspergillaceae. The transcript is spliced from 2 exons. The coding region runs from base 1 to 1584 and encodes 527 amino acids.